Baudoinia panamericana UAMH 10762 is the source of this 493-nucleotide messenger RNA. RefSeq lists its product as uncharacterized. NCBI's taxonomy places the organism in Eukaryota, Fungi, Ascomycota, Dothideomycetes, Mycosphaerellales, Teratosphaeriaceae. The record is from RefSeq and is a predicted model, not a curated record. The transcript has 2 exons. The coding region runs from base 183 to 449 and encodes 88 amino acids.
GCUUUGGUAUGCAGAGAGAGAUACCGUCGCUAUUGCGUAGCGAAAAGCGUUGAGUUCACGGGUGCAUUUGGAGGGUUUAACACUUUGUGUUAAUGCCAGUGAUUUUGUCGAUGUAAGGCGUUGCUGAUGUAUAACAUUUGGGGUUGGAAUCUGAUGAACGGAAAUCUUUCGCUGCGUGGGUUAUGGUGCUGUAUGUACGAGAGGAUGCCAAGAAGCUGACGACGCCUGUGCAUUGUCUCCGCAUGCUGAAACACUACCUCGAUACCUCAACGUUAUGCACGCUCACUCCGUACCUCAACACCUUCAUUCGCUGCUUGAAUACUGAUAACCAAUUUGUGAGGUUGGAUCAAGUAGUAGGAGCCUGUCGAUGCUACCCUGCCUCUAACGGCGCGUUAGCGCAGGAUCGUCUAAUUUCCGAGGUGCAAACGACUGGACCUCCUCGUCGAUGAGUCUUCCCGAAGCAGGAUGGUUGCACACGACAGAGGUAUUACUC